Eutrema salsugineum is the source of this 1071-nucleotide messenger RNA. RefSeq names its product 40S ribosomal protein S6-2. The record is from RefSeq and is a predicted model, not a curated record. Bases 105 to 854 code for a protein of 249 amino acids. Gene Ontology annotation, biological process: translation. Lineage: Eukaryota; Viridiplantae; Streptophyta; Magnoliopsida; Brassicales; Brassicaceae. Gene Ontology annotation, cellular component: ribosome. The transcript is spliced from 6 exons. Gene Ontology annotation, molecular function: structural constituent of ribosome.
GCGCGUAAAACCCUAGAUUUGCCAGCCGACUAUCGCCCGAGAGCUGCUUUAUCUAUUCGAUCUUCUCUCGCAGGCUGUUGUAGUGGCAGUGUCAUUCGCAGAAGAUGAAGUUCAACGUCGCAAAUCCGACCACUGGUUGCCAGAAGAAGCUCGAGAUCGAUGACGACCAAAAGCUCCGUGCUUUCUUCGACAAGAGGCUCUCUCAGGAAGUUAGCGGAGAUGCUUUGGGCGAGGAGUUCAAGGGUUAUGUCUUCAAGAUCAUGGGAGGAUGCGACAAGCAAGGUUUCCCAAUGAAACAGGGAGUUCUGACUCCUGGUCGUGUCCGCCUUUUGCUUCACAGAGGUACUCCUUGCUUCAGAGGACACGGAAGGAGGACUGGAGAGAGGAGAAGAAAGUCUGUCCGUGGUUGCAUUGUGAGCCCUGACCUCUCUGUCCUUAACUUGGUCAUCGUGAAGAAAGGUGAAAACGAUCUUCCUGGGCUUACCGACACCGAGAAGCCAAGAAUGAGAGGUCCCAAGAGGGCUUCAAAGAUCCGCAAGCUUUUCAACCUUGGAAAAGAGGAUGAUGUGAGGAAGUAUGUCAACACAUACCGCCGCACCUUCACAAACAAGAAGGGCAAGAAGGUUAGCAAGGCUCCUAAGAUCCAGAGGCUUGUGACACCACUGACUCUCCAGAGGAAGAGAGCUAGAAUUGCUGACAAGAAGAAGAGAAUCGCCAAGGCCAACUCUGAUGCUGCUGAGUACCAGAAGCUUCUUGCCUCCAGACUUAAGGAGCAGCGUGAUCGCCGUAGUGAAAGUUUGGCCAAGAAGAGGUCUAGGCUCUCUUCUGCUGCCGCUAAGCCCGUUGCUGCUUAAACUCCCCCCUCCAACAAGAUUAAGAGAUUUCUUCCUCUCUAGUUUGUUUCUUGUCCGUAUUUAAGUUGCUCUUGAGACAUGAAAGCGCCAUUUUGAACGUUCUAUUUUCGGGUAUCUGUUUUGUUUUAACUUUCAAGUCUUUUAUUAUAUUAUUAAAGUUUUGAACCUCGUACUCUGUUGUUAUAUUUCGUUUAGAUAUUUACAUACCGUUUCUCAA